Messenger RNA from Oncorhynchus mykiss (rainbow trout), 2571 nucleotides. RefSeq lists its product as uncharacterized. NCBI's taxonomy places the organism in Eukaryota, Metazoa, Chordata, Actinopteri, Salmoniformes, Salmonidae. The record is from RefSeq and is a predicted model, not a curated record. Gene Ontology annotation, cellular component: nucleus. Gene Ontology annotation, biological process: regulation of gene expression.
UGUUUCCUUUCGGGCAAUAAUACAGAGUAGGACCGGAAACAUUUGACAGCGAAUAGGAAGCGAACUAGCCGGUUAGCAGUCAUGUCGAGCAAAAAUAUAUUUCAGACAGAGUUAUCCCACAUUAUGGGGUUAUACGUUGAAACAACAGUUAGGGAGAUGGAGAGACUCCUCGAUGAGUGUGCUGCUGUUUUGGAGAAUGAAGAGAAUAGUUUACUGAAGAGAGAAAUGGAGCGUGUGAAUACAACCAACACGAUGAAAUUUGCGUCAUUCAUGGAAGUGUUGAGUGAAGGCUUGAUGGAGAAAAUAUCACUGCUGAUGAUGGUGGACGAAACGGAGGUAAAAACUGUGGAGAAUACUGGUGGAGGUGGUGAGAGCUGUGGAGAAGAUGGGCGCUUCAGUCGGGAACUAGCAACACAAAAAGUAGCAGUAGAGGCAACAACCAAGAUGACCCUCUCUGUUACAGAUGAGGUGUCUUCUUCUGAGUCUGAUCAUCAGGAGGAGGACCUUGACCCCCUGUCCUCACCUUCAUCGGACGAGGAAUGCCUAGUUGAGGUUGAUCCCAGUCAGCAUGCUGACCCAUCUGCAUCAGACCCAGAUAAACAAGGCCCAGCUAGGGAUGGAGAAGAUGUCCAAUGUGGGGAUUCUGGACCCCUCACCUGUUCCCAUUGUGGAAAAUGUUUCAGGAAGAAAGGGUUUCUGACGAGACACAUUCAGUCCCGUAAAAAACCCUACAGCUGUUCUCCGUGUAGGAAAGGUUUUGAUCUGGCCAAACAGCUUGAGGUACAUUCUGUUAAACCACGCAUAGAGAACACCUUCAGUUGUAACGACUGCAGUGCGGUGUUUCACCGUAAAUGUACUUUGCAGUCCCACUUGAAGGGUCACCUAAUGGAGGAAACGGUCACGUGUACAGUUUGUGAAAGAAAGUUUCUAGGGGAAAAAAGACUGGAGUUGCACAAGUGCAAUGGACGGAAAAUGUUCAGCUGCUCUUCCUGCCCGGAGAUCUUAAAGACCAGGGAAGGGUUGUCUUAUCGUGAGGAGACACAUUCAGAGGAGAGGAAAUAUAGCUGUGAAACAUGCAGCAAAACAUUCUUAACCGCUGUGUCCUUAAAAACCCACAUGAUGUCUCAUAAAGAGAAGGAUCAUCGUUGUACUGUAUGUAGCCAACAUUUCAGCCGCGCACCUGCUCUCCGAAAGCACAUGUUGGUCACCCAUCCUGAAGAAAUGCCUGAAAAACAUUGCAUCUGCAGUGUGUGUGGUAGAUGUUUCACCAAAAGGAACAAUCUGUAUAAACACAUGAGGACACACAAGGAAGAGAGACUUUUUUCUUGCGACAUUUGUGGCAAGAAGUUUAAUUCCUCCGGUAAUCUCAGCAGACACAAUAGAACUCACACGGGCCAGAAAUUGUAUUCCUGUGACCUUUGUGACAAAAGCUUCACCCAGUCCGGAACCCUGAAGACUCAUAAACUAAACGCUCACACUGAAGGUGAAGAAAAGCCUUCUUUCAAGUGUGAGAUUUGCGGGGAUGUUUGUUCAAGUCGUUAUACUCUAAAGAAUCACAUGGUCACUCACACAGGGAAGAAACCAUAUCAUUGUAGCGUUUGUGGGAAAGGUUUCUUUAGCAAUCAACUUCUUAAAGUUCACAUUCACAUUCACACAGGGGAGAAACCCUUUGAGUGUGAUCAAUGUGGGAAGAGGUUCAGUCAGAAAAGUCAUCUAAAAUAUCACGAGCGUGUGCACAGCGGUGUCAAAGCAUUCGUGUGCGGCGUCUGUGGGAAGGCCUAUGCUAAUAGACAGAAUCUGAAACUCCACAAGUGCAGCAUUUCUGCAAAAUUGUAGUUCUUUAGCGCCACAGCUAAUUAACCAUUUUAUUUUUUGAAUUGGACUCAUUCAUUCAUGUUCCUCCAUUGUGAAGUGAAACUACAAAGGAUCAAUCUAAGGUAAAUUAUUUGUUGUUCCUGUUGUUGUGACUGUGCUCCAUUCUGUGUCCUAGCGCCAGACAGACGGUGCAGUAGCUUGCUCUUAAUCACAAUGUCACUGUGAAUGUAUUGAUCCUGCUGAUUCUAAUAAGAGACCUUUCAUAUUGUUGGAGUCUCUCUUAUUGAUUAUUUUUGUUCUGUACUCAUUAUCAAUCAAUAUUUCAGCUCAAUUUCCAAUGUCAUCCGGUCGGCGUAUGUUUUGUUUACUGAGGUUUCUGAAUUUAACUCUCUUAGGCUGAUGUCUGUUUGCUUUGUUAUCUGGAUAAUAGCAAUGUUUUCCUGCUUAAAUAUAUAUUUUUUUGACAAUCAACAGAGAAAUCCGAUGACAGCAUUAGUGAUUUUUACCCCAGCGUCAUUGGUUAGGCUUUAGAUUAAAGUAUUAUUUGUAAAAUAAUGCAUAAACCAAUGACUCUUUUUAUUCAUUUAUCCUUCAAGUCACACUGUAUUGCGCUGUAUCUCCCUCAGCGUGUUAUGAGUACAAUGGGAUUCUAUAAGAUCUCUGGCAACAUAUUAUACUGAACAAAAAUAUAAAUGCAACAUGUAACGUGUUGGUCCCAUGUUUCAUGAGCUGAAAUAAAAGAUCCCAGAAAUGUUC